GACUUAUUCCCGUUUGACAUUUUUCAGCAGCUGUUGCGUGUUUACAGUUGUUUGAUCUAUACGUUUAUCUGAUGAUUAGAUGUUGGAAUAUUUAAUUAUUGAUAACUUAUUUCAGUUUUUACAAAACGCCGUUGAAGAUUGAAGGUUUCUUUCAGUCGAAUAAUUUACAAAAAUGGAAAAAACUGGUUUGAGCCCUUCAGACCCCAGUUCAUUUUCAAGGCCCGAGUUGGUUAUAAUCAAAGACAUCUGUCUCAAUUUGAAUGUUAACUUUGACAAUAAGAUACUCAGUGGAAACGUUAUCUUGUCAGUAGAAAAAGUUGAUGAAACUGCAAAUGAACUGGUUCUUGAUUCUUUCAAAUUGGACAUUUUGUCGGUUUCCGAUUCUGAAACUGAUGAAAAAUUGGAUUAUAAAUUAUCAGAACAUGUGGCCGAUUAUGGAUCAAAACUGACGAUUGAAUUACCGGAGAAAGCCGGUAACAGCUACAAAAUACAAAUCAACUACAAAACAAGUCCUGAGGCUAGUGGAUUACAGUGGAUAUCUCCCAAAGCAACAGCUGGGAAGAAACAUCCUUUUCUUUUCAGCCAAUUCCAGUCUUCUCAUGCAAGAUCGGUACUACCAUGUCAGGAUACUCCUACUGUUAAGCAGACAUAUAGUGCAACUAUUUCAGCCCCGUUGGAACUCACAGUCCUCAUGUCUGCAGUUUGCAACAGUUCGAAAACCCUCCACGGCGGCAAGAUCUCGCAUUUUGUCCAAAGUGUACCGGUACCCUCAUAUCUCAUCGCUUUGGCUGUCGGAGCCCUAGAGUCACGAAAGUUGGGGCCUCGCUCUCACGUCUGGGCCGAGAAAGAGAUCAUCGAAGAGUGCGCGUAUGAAUUUGCAGACACCGAACAUCAGCUUAAGACUGCCGAAGAGAUAUGCGGCCCUUACGUUUGGGGCAUCUACGACCUGCUCGUGUUGCCGCCAAGUUUUCCAUAUGGAGGUAUGGAAAAUCCAUGUUUGACUUUUGUUACGCCUACGUUAUUGGCUGGCGACAGAUCUUUAGCUAAUGUUGUAGCACACGAAAUUGCGCACAGCUGGACAGGUAAUCUAGUAACGAACAAGAAUUUCGAACACUUUUGGCUCAACGAAGGAUUUACUGUGUUUGUCGAACGGAAAAUCAAAGGGAGGUUGGAGUCGCCAAAAUCGCAAGACUUUGACGCCUACACAGCUGUCAGCGAAUUGUCCGAGGCGAUUGAGAGAAUGGGAAAAGACAGUCCGUUAACAAAACUGGUAGUUGAUUUGAAAGGUGUUCAUCCAGAUGAAGCCUCUUCAAUUGUCCCAUACGAGAAGGGGCAAACAUUCCUUCGCUAUUUGGAAUCAGUCGUUGGAGGUCCUGAAAAAUUCGAACCUUUCCUGAGAAAAUACUUUGACACCUUCAAAUACAAGUCGAUAGUAACUUCCGACUUCAAGAGUUUUUUCGAGAAAUACUUCAGCGAGACCGCGAGCAUAACUUCCAUUGAUUGGGACAUGUGGUUGUUCAGCCCCGGUAUGCCUCCCGUCAUUCCGGAAUACGACAAAUCUCUGGCUACAAUUUGCGAUGGCCUGCUGAAAUCUUUUCUGGAAUGGAACGGAGAAGGCGGGAUUCCCAUUUCGAAGGAGGAUAAGGAGGCGUUGACUACCAAUCAGAUGAUUUACUUUUUGCAGAAAAUGUUGGAAGCCCAGGGGCUAUCGAAAGAGAAGUUGGCGGCUUUGGAGAAGCUGUUCAGUUUGGACAGUAUCAAGAAUGCUGAAAUCAAGUUCAGAUGGCUCAGGAUUUGCCUGAAAGCUCGUUGGGAGGAUAAAGUCCAAACAGCGAUGGCUUGGAUCAAUAUCUUGGGCAGGAUGAAGUUCGUCCGUCCUCUGUACAGGGACCUUUACGAAUGGGAGUUGACCAGAGAAAAGGCAAUCGCUAAUUUCACAGCGAAUAGGCGAAACAUGAUGCACGUGACCGCUUAUACUAUCGCCAAGGAUUUGCACCUGGAGGUUUGAUAGAUGAUAGACUGUGAAAGACUUGAACGAUGUUGAGAGCAAAUGGAAGUUGAAACUGCAAGUAAAAAAAUAAAAAAUUCGAACUUCUUUCUGCUUUCACAUUCUUCUUGUCUCAAAUUUUAAUGAAACCAAUUCCAGUUUUAUAUUUAGUAUGCAUUUAUUCAAUAUGAGGAAUAGCUUCUAAAAUCCCGUUUAUGAACCGGAGUUUUUAUUUUAUUCAAAUACAAAUGACAGUAAAUAAGCGUA
Molecule: messenger RNA, 2254 nt
Organism: Leptinotarsa decemlineata (Colorado potato beetle)
Lineage: Eukaryota; Metazoa; Arthropoda; Insecta; Coleoptera; Chrysomelidae
Product: leukotriene A-4 hydrolase
Biological process (GO): proteolysis; peptide catabolic process
Cellular component (GO): cytosol
Molecular function (GO): epoxide hydrolase activity; zinc ion binding; aminopeptidase activity
Source: RefSeq, a predicted model, not a curated record